AAAGACGUUGUUAUAUACACAAGCGGAAAAGGUAGAUUAUGGAUUGUGAGAUUGUCGGGCUGCGGUUCUGGAGGGAAUUGAUAAGGAACACUGGACGGAAAUCUUUGUCCAACUUCCUCUUCGCGACCUCAAGGCCUGAUUGUUGAACUGUUGUUAUCGAUAAAAAGGAAGACCAUGCAGCUGUAGGUAGGCACCCAAUAGCACAGCAAUUAUGAUAAUAAUAAUCAGUUUGUGAUAAAUGAUAUAUUAUAGAAGCCCGAGACGCGAAUACGAAGAGAGUCUAGAGCGCAGGUCCUUUCGAAUGGAGUUUACUACGAGACGAAUUCAGUCACGCGAUCUCGCUUGGCAAGCUACCCUGCACCAUUGGAAGGCCCUGCUCGGUCGCAGCAAGUCGUCAGUCCGUGGUUAAACACGAUGAAGAACAGCACGAGAUUCGCCUUCACUUUGUCCCUGUUGGCCUUGUUCUGUAAUGGGAUUCCCGUCGUCGAUUCCCAGAAAACUCAUGCUCGCCAAGGCGUCGGCAGGGAACCACCAACGAUCUCGAUACCCCUUCAGGGUAGUCUGGUUGGAAAGGAGAUGACAUGGAUGCGGACACAGAAGGUUUUCGCCUACCUUGGAAUACCCUAUGCACAGCCUCCGAUUCGCGAGCUCCGAUUUGUUGCGCCUAAUACAGACCCGCUACCCUCGUGGUCCGGGGUCAAAGACGCCACCAGCUACGCUCCAUCCUGUCAGCAAGUAGAGGGUGGACGAAAGCUCCAUGAACGGACUUACCUCCGUCUUUUGGCCAUCAGUGAUGCCAAGGAUCCAGGAGUCAGCGAGGAUUGUCUUUACCUGAAUGUCUUCGUGCCUGAUGGCAAUCCUCCGAGCGAAGGCUGGCCGGUGAUGGUCUGGUUUCACGGAGGAGAUUUCAACACCGGGACUCCAGCGAUUUGGGACGCGACAGUCUUCUCGAUCAAACAGAAGAUGCUGAUCGUGACGGUUGCGUACCGGCUGAACAUCCUUGGAUUCUUCACGACGACGGACGCAGAGGCACCUGGCAACUACGGAAUGCUGGACCAGAUAGCAGCGUUGGACUGGGUGCAGAAAAACAUUCAAUACUUUUCCGGCCAAGCGGACAACGUGGUAAUAUACGGUCAUAGUUCGGGAGCGAUAAGCGUGGGUCUUCACAUGCUGAGUCCAUUGAGUCGGGGGAAAUUUUCCAAGGCAAUAGCGAUGAGCGGAGACGCUAUCGGGUCGGUUGGAUCGCCGAAGACAGAAGCUCCGGUGGUAGACCAGAUAGCGGAAAAGUUCGCGUGCAAUCGUCACCCGUCAACGGAUCUCAUCAAGUGUCUCCGUCGCGUCGAAGCCAACAUCCUAGUGCAGGAAUCCUCGUUCAUAGAAACGUGGGGCCCAAUUGUCGACUACGAGACGAACAACAAGACAGAGCCGUUCCUGCCGGAGGAUCCGCUGGUCACACUGGAAAUGGGCAACUUCAACGCGGUUCCUUUGCUGGUCGGCUAUUCGAACAACGAGCAGGCCUUGGCCUAUAUCGAGUCUAUUGGUAACGGACAGGACGAAAACGCAGACGGGGCGUUGAGUUCGGAGAAGUUCGAGGCGCUGAUAGACAGCGAGAUCACCGCCGCGGCGAAGAAGUUCGAGGACAAUACCACCUGCGAGGUGGACUCGGAUAUGCUGGUGAAAUCGGUGCUCUUUUACUACAAACCCUACCCCCCGACCAAGGACGAAAUGGUGCUGAGGGACCGGUACCUCGACCUUCAGACCGAGAAGAACUACGCCGCUGGUCUCACUCUUCUUGCAGGAAAAGUCUCGCGGCAGAAGCCGGCCUUUGUUUAUCGGUUCGACUACCGCCCGCGGACGGCUAUGUCCACGGAGGGUGUUCCCGACUGGGCUGGUGUCCCGCACAUGUUCGAACUCCAGUUCGUCUGGGGCCUUCCUCACGCAGCAAGCACCGUGCAGUGGAACCCGGCCGACAAGAAGAUGUCCGACGUGAUGAUGAUGCUCUUUUCGAAUUUCGUAAAGACCGCGAACCCCUCGCAGACGAGCAUCGGGGUCAGGUGGGAGCCCUACACCGAGGAUAAUCCCGGCAUUUUACUGAUCGACAGGACCAUCAAUAUGAGCGAUCACAACGCCGUCGACUACAAGGCGCUCGCAUUUUGGAACGAGUAUUAUCCCAUUGUUCUCGAGGAGGCGAGGUCCUGUGACUGUAACAACACAUCAGCCGCCCAGUCUCUCACAUCCGUUUCGUCCAAUUUCCGCUUUGUUUUUUUCACCGCGGUGUUGCAGAGUAUCGUUGCGGAGCCGGUGUUCGUUAGGAGGUUCGGAUUGUUCUGAUGAGUAGAAUAGUCGAGAAGAAAUAUUGUAUUGUCUCUGCAAUAUUGCCAAGUCUGUUGUAGCAGCUAUUGUACUACUAAGCUGAAAAUGGUCAAUGGUUGGAUGAUAUUAAUAGACGCGAUUUUAUCACUCAAAUUAUCAUUCAAAUCAAAUUUCACUAUCGUCGUUCUGUUUUUUCAUACGUGUAUAAUUGGCAAUAUUGCGAAGUUCAAAGAAGUUGCAUAAUAUGUGAAAAGUUGCGAUAGAAUCUUCGGGAAUGCUUGUUGGCUUUUUUUUUUGCAACGUAUUGUUGCCACUUUGGUAAUAAGCCAGAAUGCAGAGUUGCAAGAAUUAAUUAAUAAUACACUCUUCUAGUCAUGUCAAUGA
This is a messenger RNA of Diprion similis, 2697 nucleotides long. RefSeq names its product carboxylesterase 5A-like. The record is from RefSeq and is a predicted model, not a curated record. Lineage: Eukaryota; Metazoa; Arthropoda; Insecta; Hymenoptera; Diprionidae. Bases 415 to 2331 code for a protein of 638 amino acids. The transcript is spliced from 4 exons. Gene Ontology annotation, molecular function: signaling receptor activity; neurexin family protein binding. Gene Ontology annotation, biological process: synaptic vesicle endocytosis; neuron cell-cell adhesion; modulation of chemical synaptic transmission. Gene Ontology annotation, cellular component: postsynaptic membrane; synapse; cell surface.